Molecule: messenger RNA, 1692 nt
Organism: Zonotrichia leucophrys gambelii
Lineage: Eukaryota; Metazoa; Chordata; Aves; Passeriformes; Passerellidae
Product: serine/threonine-protein kinase pim-2-like
Exons: 9
Coding region: 1-1692 (563 amino acids)
Biological process (GO): protein autophosphorylation
Cellular component (GO): cytoplasm
Molecular function (GO): protein serine/threonine kinase activity; ATP binding
Source: RefSeq, a predicted model, not a curated record
AUGGCCCUUGCUCUGCGCCUCUUCCUCCUGCUCCUCCUGGCCGUGGCCCUGCCUGCCAGGGCUGCCCAGGCUGCUCCGCUGCAAGGGUGGCGAGCAGAUUUGGAUCACGCCUUGCAAGAUUUGGAAGUCCAGGUGAAUGACACUUUGAAUGUCUUGGUGAAUGCCAGAGUCACAGAGAAGAGCAGAACGGGCAGGGGCCAGGCCCAGGGCUGUGCCCCAGCGCUGAGCCUUGCCUGCAGCCCGAGGAUCUGCUACAGUGCCACGGGUGAUGUUCUGUCCUGCCUUUCUUUGCAGCUGAACUUGUUGGUGAAGAAGCAGAUGGAGAGGCUGUGCAAAAGGAAGCAUUUCCUGGAGGAAGCAGUGGCUCAUGGACAGCCUCUUCUGCAGGACGGGAGGCGAUGCCAGGCGCAGCCACAGGAGGGCCGGGCCAUGCCCCCGGCCCGCCCCCGGCCCCGGGCGGGGCUGCCCCGUGCCCGGCCCCGGCCGUCCCGCCGCGGUCUCGCCUUCGCCCGGCUCUGGCCGUACUGGCGGUGGCGCUGCUGGGCGGGCAUCAGUGCCUGGGGCGGGGGCGGCAUCGCCGCCCUUCGGCUCCGCCUGGCCCGAGCCCGGCCCCGGACCCGACGCAGGGUCCAUUCCCGACCCCGGCCCCGGCCCCGGCCCCGGCUCUUCCCGGGGCCCGCGGAGGACGCACGCGGCGCGGCCGCUCCCGCCGCCUCCGCUGCGGAUUCCCCGGCCCGAGCUCCGCCGCUCGGCAGCGCGGCCUCCGGCCCCGAGCCGCCGAGGCCCGGGGCGGGUGGGGAUGCCGGGCCCGGGGCGGGUGAGGGGCGCUCGGGGGCCGUUGCUGGCCCCGGGCCGAGCGCUGACAGCCGCGUCCCGCCCGCAGGGAAGGCGCAGGAGGCCUUGCAGGAGCGGUACCGGCUGGGUUCGCUGCUGGGCCGCGGCGGCUUCGGCAGCGUCUUCGCGGCCACGCGGCUCUCGGACGGCGCCCCGGUGGCCAUCAAACGCGUGCCGCGGGAUCGCAUCCGGCACUGGGGUGAGCUGCCCGACGGCACCAGCGCACCCAUGGAGAUCGUGCUGCUGGCCAAGGUGUCCUCUGGCUGUGGUGGUGUCAUUCAGCUCCUGGAGUGGCUUGAGCUCCCCGACAGCUUCCUGCUGGUGCUGGAGCGUCCGGAGCGGUGCCAGGAGCUCUCGGGUGUCCUAGCGGAGCGAGGGUUCCUGCCAGAGGAGGAGGCACGGGUGCUGUUCCGCCAGGUGCUGGAGGCCGUGCGGCACUGCACCAGCUGCGGGGUCCUGCACAGGGACAUCAAGCCCGAGAAUAUCCUGCUCGACCUGGCCAGCGGGCAGCUGAAACUGAUCGACUUUGGCUGUGGCGCCUUCCUCCAAGACACAGCCUACACCCAGUUUGCAGGAACCCUGUCCUACAGCCCACCAGAGUGGAUCCAGCACCAGCGCUACCACGGCGAGGCAGCCACGAUCUGGUCCCUGGGCCUCCUGCUGUGCCACCUGGUCAUGGGGAAGCACCCAUUCAGGAGGGGCCAGGAGAUCAUCCGGGGGCGGAUCUUGUUCCCACGAUGGCUCUCUCAAGCGUGCCAAGAUGUCAUUAAGAGGUGUUUGUCCAUGCAACCCUCGGACAGGCCAUCCUUAGAAGAUCUUUUCUGUCAUCCUUGGGUGAAGGAUGUUUCCCUGCCCUAG